UUGUUUAUAUAUCAAUUUCUCUAUACUUUUAGAUACUUUUAUUGAUAAUUAGACGAUAGAUGGCGUAAUGUUUAAAGAAGCGGCUUAUUGAAUAAGUGUUGUAUGAAGUUUAGUUUGUAGCGACUUGUCUUUCGGCGCGGUUUGAUGAAACGUUGAAAGUGGAGAUUAUAUGUAGACCUUGAAAAUGUAAUAUUAACCACUGACUGACCUUGGCACUUGAAGAACUUUGAAUUUUUUCAUUCAUCUAUAAAAACUAGUCAAUAUAGAAAAGAUGAGAAGAAAGAGAAAAGCUACAGAGGAUGUUUCUGAAAUAGUUGAUCGUGAUGUAAAUUCACAUGCUAAUAACGUUAAAUCCAAAUGUAAAACCCCUGUUAAAACAUUGGAAACUGCCAAAACAACAAAAAUCAUUGUUGGAAAUGAUGAUAAUGAUAAAACAUUACACAAAAAUCAAAGAAAAACUAAAAAGAAUGUGUCAGAAAGUCCUAAAACACGUAAAAGUAACACUCCGAGAAGAGAUGCAACUAUAAUUCAAAAUAAAAAAGAACAAGUUAAAGAAACUAAAAAAAAGAAAGCUUCUGAUUCUAAUUCUAACACAAAGAAAAAGAAAGCUCUUGAAGCCAAAGCAAGUUUACUAGAAAAACCAAACAACCAUAAAAAAACCAAACAAAAAUUAAAAAUUACUGAGGAGGAUGGCAGAGAUGGUUUAGACCAAGUAGAUAUACCUCAAGAAAAACAAGAACAAGUGGAAAGAGAUGAAAAUAACAGCAUUGACGAUUUCAAUUUACCAAAGAAUAAAAGAAAAAAUGUUAAAAAUAAAAAAUGUCCUAUCAGUAAUUCUAAAAAUAAUGUCAAAAUGAAGACAUUAGUUAGUUCUAACAGUCAAAACAAUGAUGAAAUCAGUAAAGAGAGAGAGGAUAAAGAAAGUGAAUCUUCUGAAAGUGAAUGGGAAGAAGUGGAAGAAGCAGAAAAUGAGAUGGAUUUAGAUGAUUAUAAACCAGAUAUACCCAAAGAAGGUGUAGAAAUCACAUUAAAUGUCUCAGAUUCUUGGAAAUAUCGGAAAAGAAAGAAGAAAGAAAUUGAGUUUAUCGAUGUCAUUCGUAGAGGAGUGAAUCGUUUUAGGAAGAACAUACAAAUAGAACUGCAUAAAGUGCAUCUCUUAUGCCUUCUCGCUCACGGAUUUUAUAUAAAUCGUUUACUUUUAAAUAAAAAUAUGUUAGCAUUGAUAUUUUCACAUAUUCCUAUUGAUUUUAAUGUAAAUAGUAAAGCUGAUAAAAGUGAUAUUUCCAAAACUGUUGAAUGGUAUAAAGAAUAUUUUGAUUAUGACUUCAGUUUUGAAACUUCAGCUAAAAAUAUCAGAGUUAGCAUUGAAAAUGCUAUUGAAAAAAGCAAAAUUACUAGCAGGAGAGAUUAUAAUAUGAUAUUUUUAUUGUUAAUUCGUUCUUUGGGAUUGGAAGGGAGACUUUGCUUGUCACUUUAUCCUCUUCCAAUUAAAUCAGAUAAUCUUUUGCAAAAUAAAAAUAAACUGAAUACUAAGAACUCAGAAUGUAAAGAAAGCAACAAUGAAAAUGAAAAUAAGCCAAAAUCUUGUAGAAACAGGAAUAAAAAAUUAGCUGAAAAUAAAAAUGUUAGUGUUAAGUCUGAUAUAAAAACAGAAAAAAGUCCAAAAAAUACAAGAAAUAAAACUAAAUCACAGAAAAGCAGACAAGUUCCAAAAGAAUCUGAUAGUGACAGUGAUUUUGAAUCUACUAAUACUCAAAGAACUUAUACACUUAGAAAAAAUAAAAAGAUAAGCAUGAAAGAAACAGAUAGUGAUGGCGAUCUUGAUAAUAAUGGUAGCGAGAGCAGUAGUGACGAUUUUUCUAUAGAGGAAAAAAGAUCAAGAACGUCCACUAAAGUUAGAAAAUCCUGUGAUAGAUCAGAAACAAAUGAGUCGAGCUCGUCAAAAAAAUCCUCAAAAACAAAGAUGCCACAUACAAAAACAAUAGAUUCUGAUGACGAUAUUAAAGUUAUUUCAAAAUACAAUGGCAUAGAAUAUUGGUUAGAAAUAUAUUCAAAAAGUGAAGAUAGAUGGAUUUGUGUGGAUUGUGUAAAUAACAUUAUUGACAAACCAUACAAAUUAGAAGCACGUGCUAGACAGCCCAUAACAUAUGUUUUAGCCUUUGAUGAUAAAAAUUACGUUAAAGAUGUUACAAAAAGAUAUGCAUCAAAUUGGAUGACUAAUGUUAGAAAAUUACGAAUAGAUUCAGAUUGGUGGAAUAAAACUUUGUUGCCAUUUAUGUUACGUAAUUCUGAACAAGAUGAGAAUGAAAAUAAACAGCUUGAUCAAGUGAUGCUUGAUCAACCAUUUCCUAAAACAAUUGACAAAUUCAAGGAUCACCCACUGUAUGUUUUGAAACGUCACUUACUGAAAUUUCAAGCAAUAUAUCCUCCAGAUUCUCCAUCUUUGGGGUUUGUUCGAGGUGAACCCAUUUAUGCCAGAGAAUGCGUACAUACAUUACAUUCAAGAGAGACUUGGUUAAAGCAGGCGAGAGUUGUGCGCAUUGGAGAAGUUCCUUAUAAAAUUGUAAAAGCGAGACCAAAAUGGAAUAAGAUGAAAGGUGAAUUAGAUCAUGAUCUUCCUCUAGAAAUUUUUGGUAUUUGGCAGACAGAAAAGUAUGUUUCACCACCUGCAGAAAAUGGUAAAGUUCCAAGAAAUGAAUAUGGAAAUGUUGAUCUUUAUCAGCCAAGCAUGCUUCCUGCAGGAACUGUACAUAUUCAACUUCCAGGACUUAUUAGAAUAGCUCGAAAGCUGAAUAUCGACUGUGCUGCAGCUAUGGUUGGAUUUGAUGGAAAUUGGGGGCAUUCACAUCCAGUUUUUGAUGGUGUGGUUGUAUGUGAAGAAUUUCGUGAUGUGUUAAUUGCUGCUUGGGAAGAAGAUCAAGAAAUUCAACAGCAACGUGAGAAAGAAAAAAGAGAGAAAAGAAUAUAUGAUAAUUGGAAACGUUUAAUCAAGAAAUUAUUAGCAAAAGAAAAAAUUAAGAACAAGUAUUGCUUAAAUUAGAUGUGAAUUUUUAUUCAAAAUUAAAAGUUCAGGUUUGUUUUUAUUGUUUUACAUCAAAUGUAUAAAAUCUUGUUAAUAAA
Messenger RNA from Centruroides sculpturatus (bark scorpion), 3120 nucleotides. Its product is annotated as DNA repair protein complementing XP-C cells homolog. The coding region runs from base 272 to 3040 and encodes 922 amino acids. Gene Ontology annotation, molecular function: single-stranded DNA binding; damaged DNA binding. Gene Ontology annotation, cellular component: XPC complex; nucleus; cytoplasm. The transcript is spliced from 8 exons. NCBI's taxonomy places the organism in Eukaryota, Metazoa, Arthropoda, Arachnida, Scorpiones, Buthidae. The record is from RefSeq and is a predicted model, not a curated record. Gene Ontology annotation, biological process: mismatch repair; nucleotide-excision repair.